AUGGAGGCCGAGGGCGGCGAGGAGAGCGCGAGGGUGCGGAAGAAGGCGAGAUCGAGAUGGAGGAAAGUGUUAUACGGAGGAGUGCAGGGCGAGCACGAGGACAACCACACGGUGUACAUGGACGACGAGGAUGAGGAUGCGGGCGGCGACGAGGAGCAGUACGUGUUUCUGAAGGAGAAGGUCGAGAACGCCAACUUCCGCGAGAGGAGUCUGUGGAUCGUGGUGCGCGACUCGGUGGCGGUGUCGCAGCAUGCGUGCGUGGUCGGGCUGGUCGGGACGGUGUGGACGCAUGCUCUGAAUGGCGACCUCGACGCCUGGACUCUGCUGCGCCUCGAUGCGCUCGUUCUCGUGCUCGGAUUUGCCACGCUCUUGCUCACGCACGACUCGAUCGUGCCUGCUUCUCUGGGUCGCCAUGCGUUCAAUUUCGCCAUGUUCGUCAUCGGCUUGUACAUCCUGGCGCCCAUUUUCCAGACUCUGACCAGGUCUUUCAGCUCCGACUCGAUUUGGGCGUCCACCAUCUGCCUUCUCCUCGUGCACCUUCUCUUCCACGAUUACACCUACACCACGGUGGAAACUGCUCCGUUCGAGGCUUCGGAUGAAGUGGUCACGAGCCUAGCUUCGCCCACGACGCCUCGAUCGCCCGAUCGAUCGGAAAGUACUCUCGCCACGAGGAGAUUGGCAUCGCCCAUCACAUUCUCGGCCAAUGUGUCCCUGAAUGCUUCGAUCAUAGCUUCUGUGUUAAUUGCUUCUCGCCUGUCGCACAGUCUGUUAGUGUUCGCCGUGAUGCUCUUUUCUCUGGAAUUCUUUCUUCUCUUUCCCCGCGUUGCGCACCAGAUGAGGCGACGAUCUGUCCACCUCCAUCUGGUUUUCUCUUGCCUCUUGAUCGCACUCACCUUGCUUCUCAUUUAUGCUGUCAAUUUUCUCGUUCUCGCAUUCUUCGUUAUAGUUCUUCUUUUCAUCACGGUUGUCUCGCCUUACGAGCUCAUCAGAAUUCAGAAGUAUAAACAUGAGAUCAACGGACCAUGGGAUGAGGCCAAGCUUUCUUUCAUAGUCGGUGACUAG
Marchantia polymorpha subsp. ruderalis is the source of this 1062-nucleotide messenger RNA. NCBI's taxonomy places the organism in Eukaryota, Viridiplantae, Streptophyta, Marchantiopsida, Marchantiales, Marchantiaceae. The record is from the annotation of a GenBank genome assembly.